CGAUCGAGAGUGAGAAUAUCUUGGCGGCAAUUUUGCAAAUGAAAAUCAAUAAUGGGAGACGUUUUUGAGGUACAGGUAAUUCUGGAUUCCAGAAGGACAAAAGGUGGAGAAUUUGAAUACAAGAUCAGAUGGAAGGGGUAUGGCCCAUCGGAAGACACGUGGGAACCAGAAGAAAAUCUUAUUCACUGCGAGGAGCUCCUCCGUGACUACAAGAAUAAAAUGGCUGCGGAACAGAGAAACAGGACACAACUAGAAGCAAGAGACAGAGAUUUAACACCAAACUUACCAAAGAGAAGAUUACGACAGAGGAACACACCGAAAGUUCAGAGGGUCUUAGGCGUAAAGCAAAUGCCUCCUCCUCAUGUCAACUACUCUGAAGUACCACCACGUCAUGAAACUUCAAACAAAAUCAAAUGUGAGACAACAGGCAAGUGUAAUAAAUGGGCUAUGUUUGGUGGUUUGGUAUGUUUCAUGAUUGGAGCGAUACUGCUCUAUCUUUCUGUGGACUGAUCAACAACCUCACCUCCAGCAAUGCGAGACAACAGGCAUGUGUAAUAGAUGGGCGAUGUUUGGUGUGUUUCAUGAUUGGAGCAAUACUGCUCUAUCUUUCUGUGGACUGAUCAACAACCUCACCUCCAGCAUAAGGAAACUGCAAUCAUAGGGACCAAGUACAAUGACUGGAGUGAUUUGACUGUAUAAUGACAUUGACUGGAGUUAUAUGACUGUAUGGACAAGACAUCAACGAUCAACAACCUCGGCUCCAGCACAGGGAUCCAGCAUGCAUACAGAUAGAGUUCAAUGGCAAUGAGUAUGAGCGAUCAGUGAUGAACAACCUCAGCUCCAGCACAGGAAACCACCAUUCAUUUGGGCCUACACUGACCAAGCCAAGACAUCACUAAAAAUUGGGAGAGACUUUGUCUUGAUGGCAAGAAAGGUUUACUCUAUCAAAUCAGUGAUCAUGCAAUUGUGAAUUGUUUUUCAAUAUGAUUAUGUAAUGUUAUUUAUGAGUCGUGACCCUUUUAGACUUGGGGUAUGAAUGCAUCGUGUCUUCCAUGUAUCUCCAAACAGAAGAACAUUCACAUUUUGCUGUUCAUUAUGCACUGUACAUUUCUUUAUCACAAGUUGAUCCUAUCACUAUUCUUUCAACUAAUUUUGCUGUAAAAAUUACUCGUUUGAUUUGGAGUUAAAACAAAAUUUGCAACUUGCAAGGGAUUCUAACAUUAAUUCAAAAUGCCACCUGUGAGCAUCUCUUAUUUUACUGAUUUCUACUUUACAGUUUGGUUUUCAUUUCCAGUUUGGUUUUCAUUUCCAUUUCUUUUUGAAGUACAUUUAUUGGACUUCUUAAUAAGACUACAUUUUCAGCAGAGAAAAAUUCAUAAUUCUACAUGUAGGUUUUGUGCUUGUUUUUAAUUGUAUAUACACAUCCUGUGUGUAUGUGGAGAUGUUUAUAAUGAUGCAGAAAAGAAUACAGUUGUAAUUGGGAUUAUUUAACUUGUGGAAUUAGUACUGAAU
Lytechinus variegatus (green sea urchin) is the source of this 1512-nucleotide messenger RNA. Its product is annotated as chromodomain Y-like protein 2. Gene Ontology annotation, biological process: negative regulation of transcription by RNA polymerase II; chromatin organization. The record is from RefSeq and is a predicted model, not a curated record. Gene Ontology annotation, molecular function: chromatin binding. The transcript is spliced from 3 exons. NCBI's taxonomy places the organism in Eukaryota, Metazoa, Echinodermata, Echinoidea, Temnopleuroida, Toxopneustidae. Gene Ontology annotation, cellular component: pericentric heterochromatin. The coding region runs from base 52 to 510 and encodes 152 amino acids.